AUGUAUGAUCAAAAAUUAUCUUCAAAUGAACAUUUUUCAACCCCAGAAAAAAGUGAGUCCUGCUUUGCCCAACCAAAGCCAUGUAUGCUGGGAAGAGAAUCUACUUUGUAUGACAAUGGACAAAGGGAAAGCCUUCCUCCAUUAGAAAAACUCAAGGUUUCAGCAGUAUCUACAGCUAAUGGUGUUAAAUCCAUCUGUGAACAGCCCCUGGCAGAAGAUGUAGCCCCUGGAAAGGAUGCCGCAAAACACUCAGAAUGCACGGAGAAGACUCAGCCUAUAGAGGGACCAGGUGGCAAAGAUGAUACCACCCCGGGAGCAGAAGAAGAGAAGAAAGAUGUGAAAGCAGUGACAGAAGCUCAGCCUUUAAAAGAAAAUGCUGAGGCUGAACCUUUAGGAACACAAGCUGAGGGUCAGCCUUUGAGGACAGGAGGAGAGAGGGACUCCCCUGGCGUGGUGGAAGGUGCUGAGAAUCCACCAACUGCCAGAGAGAUGAUGCUUCUAGGAACAGCUGAGAACAUUCUGCCUCUGGAAACAGCUACAGAGCUGCGACCUCAAGAAGCGAUGGAAAAGGAUGAGCAGGUCCAACUUCUGGAAACAAUACCCAGAGAGAAUGAAUCUCCAGAAAUCUUGGAAGGCAGUCAGCCUGUGGAAAUAGCUGAAGAGCAGCAACUUCAGGGAACACUGGGAACACAGGAGCAGUCUCAGCUUCUAGAAACAAUUCCCAAAGACCAUGUAACACCAGAAGUCUUGGACAGGAGUCAGCUUGUGGCAACACCUGUAAUGAAUGAUCCACUCCGUAAAACUCCUGAAGGUCCAGGAAACUUGGAGCAGAUUCGACUUGAAGGAAUAGUUGGAAGCUUGGAGCAUCCAGCAGAAGCUGCAGAGACAGGGGCUGGUGUGGAAAUUCCGGUCAGAAAAAUUCAUACUAAUGAAGAGGACCAACACAUCGAAGGUGAGACAGGGGAAAAGAUGGAAACAGAGAUGGAGAAUGAGAAAGUGAGUGAAGGGGCUGAAACGAAAGAAGAAGAAACAGGAGAAGCUGUGGACCUUUCAGCAGCCACAUAG
Messenger RNA from Propithecus coquereli (Coquerel's sifaka), 1065 nucleotides. It is a transcript of the gene ERICH5, whose product is annotated as glutamate-rich 5. Lineage: Eukaryota; Metazoa; Chordata; Mammalia; Primates; Indriidae. The transcript has 2 exons. Bases 1 to 1065 code for a protein of 354 amino acids. The record is from RefSeq and is a predicted model, not a curated record.